GGGGGUACGUAGCGGACCCCCGGUCACCGGAUCGCCAGCAGCUGGUCGCCCGUGCUAUUUUUCACUCGGCAUAAAGUAAUGGGCAGUCAGCGUCCCCGCCAUGGUCCGGGCUCAGUCCUCACACACUCCCGGAGCACCAUGAAGUCCGCAGAGACAGACAAGGGCGGCCCGCCGCUACCGCUGCCGCUGGAUGGCUACCACUCCGACAUGGACGAACUGGACAGCGGGAGCGAGAGCUCAGACAAGUCGACAGGCGGGGGCAGUGGCGGAGGCCGCGUUGGGAGUCCCUUGGGAGGCCCAGCUGGAGGAAGGGGUGACGGCGGAGGAUUAGGGGCGCUUGGUGGCAGCGAAGGAAAUGGCGGCGGGGCGGCCGGACGCCGAAGGGGCAGCCGCCGGCACGCUGGGAUCAGCAAGCAGCGUCAGGCGGCAAACGCGCGGGAGCGGGACCGCACGCACAGCGUCAACACGGCCUUCGGGGCUCUGCGGACUCUCAUCCCCACCGAGCCGGCCGACCGCAAGCUGUCCAAGAUCGAGACGCUGCGCCUGGCCUCCAGCUACAUCUCGCACCUGGCCAACGUGCUCCUGCUCGGGGAGGACUGCCUGGACGGACAGCCGUGCAUGAAGUACCAGAACGUUCUGCAGACUGGACCAGGCAGCGCCAACAGCAGCCCCAGCCUCAGGCCCAUAUGCACUUUUUGCCUAAGCAACCAGAGGAAGCUGCUGAGAGAUGGAGAAAAGCACACAAAUGUCUGAUCGUGGGACGGGAUGUUCGGCAGCAUACCUAUCCACCUACUCAUGUUUACAUGUAAAGAUAUUAGUAUUGUAAAAACAAAGUGACACUGAAAUGUUAAGAAAAACAAUCUGUAUAUUUUUGUAAUGACCUCAACAAUGGCACAAAGAAAGGCAGCAGCAACAAAACAAACAAACAAAAAAAGAUAUCACUGAAAUGCACUUUUUCCAUUUACAUGAUAAUGUGUGUCUUACGUGCAGUGUUUUGGUUAAGCAAGAGACAAGCCCUAUCCCAACCCCAACCCCAUGCGUAAAGUUGCACCUGGUGGGGAGGUUAUUUCUGCUGCAGAAAUAGUAAGCCUCAGUGCCCAUUUCUAAAAAAAAACUCAACCUCUCUCUUUCUCUCUCUGUCACCCCUCACCCCUACCAUCCUACCCCUGGUUAAAGUCACAUGAUUGAAAUAUGAACUGGAACGCCACAGCAGUUGCUGUCAGUACAGUUGUGGCCCUCGGCCUUAGCAGUUGCGUGAGAGGGAGACAGACAGAGGGACAGGCGGGUAUGGUGGGCGGGAAAGGAAGUGAGAGCAUAAUAAUACCGUAAUUUCCCGACUAUUAGCCGCGGCUUAUAGAUUGAUUUUGCAAAAUGUCUUCAGCUAUGAGGUUAAUACAGGGGGGCAGUUAAUAUGGCGUUAAUAUGGUUUUGUUUCUCUCAACUUGCAUAAAACACUGUCCUGCGGCUUAUACACAAUGCGGCUUAUAUGCGGGAAAUUACUGUAAUGAUGGCUAUCUGAGUGACUAAGAAAAAUAUUCUCAGGCCAAUUGAACUGACAACAGGAACUGUGAUAUGUUUAUCAGGCUUUAAUUCAUGACUGUUUUUAUUACAUAGGGAAUACGUUUUGUUUAGUUUAGUUUUGUUUUCUUGUGAUUAUUCCAUGUUCAAGGUGUCCAUAGUUCAGUUGAUAUACUCUGUCUGAUAGGCAGCAGAGAGGACUUUUGCUCUGAUCUGGGCCGGGUCUGAUUGUCGGGCAGCAGCUGACUGCAAUGGCCACAACCUUGAGAAAUGUUACAACCCCGCACAUUGUUUGCCAUUAUCAAAGGGAGACUAGACACGAGUUGUGAGUGACUACUGGCCAUAUGAGGCACAUGACUCACUUUGCACGCUGAUCAGUGUUGCCAGAUUGGGCGAAUGCCCGCCCAAUUGGGCUUCCUUUGAUUUCGUGGGGCGGGGGGAAAUAAGCUUUAGGCGGGCAAAUAAAAUGUUUAGUUAAAUGGUUCUCUAUGACAAAAUCGUUGUUGGGGCGUUUUUUUUUUGCUGAAGAGGGCGGGUUUUUGAACGUGAUUGGGCGGAAAUCGCUUAGCCCAACCUGGCAACACUGACGCUGAUGAACUCAAAUGGGCACCGGGGGUGAUGGAAGUCAGGCCUUACAUGUCAUCUUGAGUCACAUCCCUGACUGUCACGACUGUGAACCCUGCAUGAUAACAGAACAUAUUGAGUGUUAUGCUGGUAGUGUUGAACAAAGAUAUUGUUAAACUUGAAUAUAAAGUAUUAAUGUUUAGAAUUUAUAAGGUUGAGGCACUGUUGAACAAAAUAAUGAACCCCAAAUACAUUUACAAAUCAAAGUAAUUGAUAGUGAUUUAUAUUGCAAGUGAAAUGCACUGUUAACAUGGGAAUAUUGCAAUGAUAAGUGAAGGACAAAUAACUUAAUCCAUUAUCAUAAGUGUUUACAUGUAUGUAUUGUGUAAGAUGUCACUGAAAUCAAUAAUUUUGUUAUUUAGUUUACUCUACUGAAACAUUCAGUUUCUUGUUUCAGUUCAGAGAUUCAAUCAGCACUUUUGCACUGAGUUUAAUUAGAAAAAUAUGUCUCCGAUGACAUGCUUGAUCAUGUUUACUUUUAAACCACUGUCCACUGCUUGUGUUCACACCCAUCUUUGAAGCAAUUGCAUGAUGUUUACAGUAGUCCAGAAUGCUCAGCAAAGCGCCACUUGUUAAAUGAUCAUCUGAAAAAUACGAAAAGAAAAAAAAAAUUACCUGAAGAUACCUCAAUGAGGACUCCUGAAUGUAUCAAAGCCCACUGCACUCACCUGGGAAGCAAGGCCUACCUCUUACUUCUACCUAAAUGUGGGACAUUGUUCUCAGCAUACUUGAAUUGUCUGACUUUCAUCCAUAAAAAUGGUGUCCUUUGCACAAAGCUUACAAUGAUUCUGCUGCUAAAAAGAGUUGUGUUCUAUUUUUUUUUUUUGUAUAACAAUUGCUUUCCUCUGGUAUUUAUUUAAAACAAUAAAUU
This is a messenger RNA of Sardina pilchardus (European sardine), 3013 nucleotides long. RefSeq names its product basic helix-loop-helix transcription factor scleraxis. Gene Ontology annotation, biological process: regulation of transcription by RNA polymerase II; developmental process. Gene Ontology annotation, molecular function: RNA polymerase II transcription regulatory region sequence-specific DNA binding; DNA-binding transcription factor activity, RNA polymerase II-specific; protein dimerization activity. The record is from RefSeq and is a predicted model, not a curated record. NCBI's taxonomy places the organism in Eukaryota, Metazoa, Chordata, Actinopteri, Clupeiformes, Clupeidae. Bases 79 to 753 code for a protein of 224 amino acids. The transcript has 2 exons.